AUAAAAAUAGUCGUUUAAACAAAUCACCGAGUUGUAACUUCGAAUAUAAAUUUGCAAACUGCAUUUCGUCACCAUAAAUUAGCCGAUAUUAAUGUCUCAUUCGUAUUUGAUACUUUUAUAAAUCUUGUUGAGUAGAAAAAUAUGCAGAACCAAGAGCAUUUGCUUCAAGAGAUUGAGGGCAUAGACGAUUACUGGGGCCCAACGUUCCGGGCCAUAUAUGACCAAGAUGAUGACAGCCGCAAGUUCAUUGAUACUUUGGACAAUCGCAUCAAACAGUACGAUAAAGAUAUUGAACGUAUGUGCAAUUUUUACUAUCAAGGUUUUAUAGACUCCAUUAGAGAACUACAACAAGUCGAACAACAGGCCUCUAAACUGAAAAAACAAGUCAUAGAACUCGACAUUAAUGUACAGAAUACCGCCACUGAUGUUUUGGUUGCCGGAGAAGAACUUGUUAGGGCUAGACAAGUUGAAAACAAUAUUAAAAUGGCCAUUGAUAGUUUAUCAUUGUGUUUGCCUGCUCUCUCCUCAUAUGGUAAACUACAAAAACAAAUGGCUGAUAAACGUUACUACCCUGCGUUAAAAACUCUAGAACAACUCGAACAGUUAUAUUUGCCUCAAGUUUCUCACUAUAAAUUUUUUAGACAAAUGAUAGAUAGAAUACCAAAGCUUAGAGAAAAUAUUAAAGAUUCGUCAAUGUCUGAAUUAAAUAGUUUCUUGGAAACUAUUAGAAAGUUUUCAUCAAAGGUCGGAGAAGCUGCUAUGAAGCACAGUGUCGAACAGCAAAAUUUUGACUUUGGCUUAACUAAAAUGAAGAAAAGAAUUCUUACAGAAAAUUCAAAUGAUGAUAAUGUAUCUGAUGACGAAGAUUCAUUAAGUGCUCAGGAUCUUAUUGAUUUCUCUCCAGUGUAUCGUUGUAUACAUAUAUGCACAGUAUUAUCAUCAAGAGAUACAUUUGACGCUUAUUAUCGCCAACAAAGAAGAGAACAAGCUCUGCUAACUCUUCAUCCUCCCAACAAUAUGCAUGAGUCUAUUGCGAGCUACUGCAAUUAUUUACAAAGUAUUGUAGGUUUUUUCGUUGUAGAAGAUCAUGUAUUGAAUACAGGAAAUGGAUUGUUAACAAGGUCUUAUUUAGAAGACCUGUGGAAAAUGGCCUCAGAUAAAGUGGUGAGUAUUAUGAGAACUAAUACUGCAUAUUGCACUGAUGCUAAUUUACUUUUAAAAAUCAAAGACUUAAUAAUGGUAUUUUGUAUUACUCUUCGGAGUUACGGGUACUCCGUUAAAAGUUAUUUUGAUUUAUUACAUGAAAUACAAGAGCACUACAACGAAAUACUCAUGCAGAAAUGGGUUCAAGUGUUUAGAGAUAUUUUGUAUAGAGAAACAUUCAGCCAUCUUCAAGUCGAAAAUCAAGAACAAUACGACAAUGUUGUACAGACGUUCCCGUAUCAAGAUGAACAACUAGAAACCUCUCCAUUUCCAAGAAAAUUCCCAUUUUCUUCUAUGGUACCGAGUGUUUAUGACCAAGUUAAGCAAUUUAUAAAUGCGUGUUUAAAAUUUUCUAAUGAUUUAAACUUUAGCGAAGGAGAGGUUGAUGAAAUGGUACAAAAAUCUACUAAGUUGCUGCUUUCGAGAACCUUCAGCGGGUGUUUAUCAUCAGCGUUUCAUCAACCAAGACUUGGCCUGUUACAAGUGAUACAAAUUAUUGUCGAUACCGGAUAUUUAGAAAAAUCGUCAAAGUCUAUUCAACAGUUUGUUUCCGAAGCUACAGGAUCGUCUGGAGGAACUGUGGGCGAUGAUGCAGGAAUUACAUUAGGCGUAGCUAGAAGCGAUGCUGAGCAUCACAUGUAUGAUAAAAUGAAAUUGAAAUUGAACGAGUUUUUAGAUUUAGAAGACUAUGAUUGGAUGUUAGUAGAACCUACUGGUCAAGCUUCGUCCUUUGUCACAGACUUAAUAAACUUUUUAAGAGUAGUUUUCAAUGCCUUAAGAAAUCUUACGGAAGAAGUAUCGGUUCAUGUUUGUCAAGUAGCAUUUGAACACAUUUCUAAAUCCAUUUUAAAUUUAUUACUGAGUGAGGAUAUAAAACAAUUAUCGAUGGGCGCUUUGAAUCAAUUAAAUUUGGAUGUAAUACAAUGUGAGUUAUUUGCAGCAUCAGAACCUGUUGGAAAAACUGAUGACCCAGACUUUUCUCAGCAUUUCGCUCCAUUGAGACAACUUUUGGACUUGCUACUAAGUUGGGACUGGUCCACAUACUUCCAUGACUAUGAUCAAGAAACAUCAAAAUAUUCCCACGUUAAACCAACAACAGCAAUAACCGUUUUGGAAAAGUUAAAGGAAGCAGACAGAAAAAGUGUAUUUUCAGUUUUGAAAAAAAGCGAAAGAGACAAAAAGAAAUUACUUGAUACUGUCCUAAAACAAUUAAAACAGUUAGCAAUAACUGUUCAGCAAUAAUAGUUGAACAAAUAAAUUAUUAUAUAAUCUUAAAAUAUCUUUCAACUGUUUACUU
Molecule: messenger RNA, 2500 nt
Organism: Adelges cooleyi (spruce gall adelgid)
Lineage: Eukaryota; Metazoa; Arthropoda; Insecta; Hemiptera; Adelgidae
Gene: Sec15
Product: exocyst complex component 6
Exons: 2
Coding region: 142-2445 (767 amino acids)
Biological process (GO): intracellular protein transport; Golgi to plasma membrane transport; exocytosis
Cellular component (GO): exocyst; membrane
Source: RefSeq, a predicted model, not a curated record